Molecule: messenger RNA, 7284 nt
Organism: Myotis brandtii (Brandt's bat)
Lineage: Eukaryota; Metazoa; Chordata; Mammalia; Chiroptera; Vespertilionidae
Gene: CACNA1A
Product: calcium channel, voltage-dependent, P/Q type, alpha 1A subunit
Exons: 54
Coding region: 16-7284 (2422 amino acids)
Biological process (GO): chemical synaptic transmission; calcium ion import across plasma membrane
Cellular component (GO): voltage-gated calcium channel complex; membrane; neuronal cell body
Molecular function (GO): high voltage-gated calcium channel activity
Source: RefSeq, a predicted model, not a curated record
CCCGGGGCGCAAAGGAUGUACAAGCAGUCAAUGGCGCAGAGAGCGCGGACCAUGGCCCUCUACAACCCCAUCCCCGUCCGACAGAACUGCCUCACGGUCAACCGGUCUCUGUUCCUCUUCAGCGAGGACAACGUGGUGAGAAAAUACGCCAAAAAGAUCACCGAAUGGCCUCCCUUUGAAUAUAUGAUUUUAGCCACCAUCAUAGCAAACUGCAUCGUCCUCGCCCUGGAGCAACACUUACCUGACGAUGACAAGACCCCCAUGUCUGAACGGCUGGAUGACACAGAACCGUACUUCAUUGGAAUUUUUUGUUUCGAGGCUGGCAUUAAAAUCAUCGCCCUUGGGUUUGCCUUCCACAAAGGCUCUUACUUGAGGAAUGGUUGGAACGUGAUGGACUUCGUGGUGGUGCUAACGGGCAUCUUGGCGACAGUUGGGACAGAGUUUGACCUACGGACACUGAGGGCAGUUCGAGUGCUGCGACCGCUCAAGCUGGUGUCUGGAAUCCCAAGUUUACAAGUCGUCCUGAAGUCGAUCAUGAAGGCGAUGAUCCCCUUGCUGCAGAUCGGCCUUCUCCUAUUUUUUGCAAUCCUUAUUUUUGCAAUCAUAGGGUUAGAAUUUUAUAUGGGAAAAUUUCAUACCACCUGCUUUGAAGAGGGGACAGAUGACAUUCAGAGUGAGUCCCCAGCUCCAUGUGGGACAGAGGAACCCGCCCGCACCUGCCCCAAUGGGACCAGAUGCCAGCCCUACUGGGAAGGGCCCAACAACGGGAUCACUCAGUUCGACAACAUCCUGUUUGCAGUGCUGACUGUUUUCCAGUGCAUCACCAUGGAAGGGUGGACUGACCUCCUCUACAACAGCAACGAUGCCUCAGGGAACACUUGGAACUGGUUGUACUUCAUCCCCCUCAUCAUCAUCGGCUCCUUUUUUAUGCUGAACCUCGUGCUGGGUGUGCUGUCGGGGGAGUUUGCCAAAGAAAGGGAGCGGGUGGAAAACCGGCGGGCUUUUCUGAAGCUGAGGCGGCAGCAACAGAUCGAACGAGAGCUCAAUGGGUACAUGGAGUGGAUCUCGAAAGCAGAAGAGGUGAUCCUCGCCGAGGAUGAAACUGACGGGGAGCAGAGGCAUCCCUUUGAUGUUGGAGCUCUGCGGAGAGCCACCAUAAAGAAGAGCAAGACAGACCUGCUCAACCCCGAGGAGGCAGAGGAUCAGCUCGCGGACAUCGCCUCUGUGGGGUCUCCCUUUGCCCGAGCCAGCAUUAAAAGUGCCAAGCUGGAGAACUCGACUUUUUUUCACAAAAAGGAGAGGAGGGUGCGUUUCUACAUCCGCCGCAUGGUCAAAACUCAGGCCUUCUACUGGACUGUGCUCAGUCUGGUAGCCCUCAACACGCUGUGUGUUGCUAUCGUUCACUACAACCAGCCCGAGUGGCUCUCCGACUUCCUCUACUAUGCAGAAUUCAUUUUCUUAGGACUCUUUAUGUCCGAAAUGUUUAUAAAAAUGUACGGGCUUGGAACACGGCCUUAUUUCCACUCUUCCUUCAACUGCUUUGACUGUGGGGUUAUCAUCGGGAGCAUCUUUGAGGUCAUCUGGGCCGUCAUAAAACCUGGUACAUCCUUUGGAAUCAGCGUGUUACGAGCCCUCAGGUUAUUGCGUAUUUUCAAAGUCACAAAGUACUGGGCGUCUCUCAGGAAUCUGGUCGUCUCUCUUCUCAACUCCAUGAAAUCCAUCAUCAGCCUGUUGUUCCUCCUUUUCCUGUUUAUCGUCGUCUUUGCACUUUUAGGAAUGCAGCUCUUUGGCGGCCAGUUUAAUUUCGAUGAAGGGACUCCUCCUACCAACUUCGACACUUUUCCAGCAGCAAUAAUGACGGUGUUUCAGAUCCUGACAGGCGAGGACUGGAACGAGGUCAUGUACGAUGGCAUCAAAUCUCAGGGCGGCGUGCAAGGCGGCAUGGUGUUCUCCAUCUACUUCAUCGUGCUGACACUCUUCGGGAACUACACCCUCCUGAAUGUGUUCUUGGCCAUCGCGGUGGAUAAUUUGGCCAACGCCCAGGAGCUCACCAAGGAUGAACAAGAAGAAGAAGAGGCAGCCAACCAGAAACUCGCCCUCCAGAAAGCCAAGGAGGUGGCAGAAGUGAGUCCUCUGUCCGCGGCCAACUUGUCCAUAGCUAUGAAAGAGCAACAGAAGAACCAGAAGCCGGUCAAGUCCGUGUGGGAGCAGCGGACCAGCGAGAUGCGCAAACAGAACCUGCUGGCCAGCCGGGAGGCCCUGUACAAUGAGAUGGACCCCGACGAGCGCUGGAAAGCUACCUUCGCCCGGCACCUGCGGCCCGAUAUGAAGACCCACCUGGACCGGCCGCUGGUGGUGGACCCCCAGGAGAACCGCAACAAUAACACCAACAAGAGCCGGGCCGCCGAGCCCACGGUAGACCAGCGCCUGGGCCAGCAGCGGGCCGAGGACUUCGGCGGCGAGCGGAGGCGGCGGCACCGGCAUGGCCCUCCAGCCACGUAUGACAUGGACACGCGGAGGGAGGACAAGGAGCGCAGGCACCGGCGGAGGAAAGACACCCAGGGCUCCGGGGUCCCCGUGUCGGGCCCCAACCUGUCGACCACCCGGCCGAUCCAGCAGGACCUGGGCCGCCAAGACCCGCCGCCGGCCGAGGACAUCGACAACAUGAAGAACAACAAGCUGGCCACCGCAGAGGCGGCCGGUCCCCACGACAGCCUCGGCCACGCCGGCCUGCCCCAGAGCCCAGCCAAGAUGGGGAACAGCACCAACCCCGGCCCCACAAUGGCCCCGUCUGCCAUGGCCACCAAUCCUCAGAACGCCGCCGGUCGCCAGAUGCCCAACAACCCGGGGAACCCGUCCAACCCCGGCCCCCCCAAAACCCCCGAGAACAGCCUUAUUGUCACCAACCCCAGCAGCACCCAGACCAACUCAGCUAAGACUGCCAGGAAACCCGACCACACCGCGGUGGACAUCCCCCCGGCCUGCCCGCCCCUCAACCACACCGUCGUCCAAGUGAACAAAAACGCCAACCCAGACCCACUGCCAAAAAAGGAGGAAGAGAAGAAAGAGGAGGAGGAAGACCCCGGGGAAGACGGCCCCAAACCCAUGCCCCCCUACAGCUCCAUGUUUAUCCUCUCCACGACCAACCCCCUUCGCCGCCUGUGCCAUUACAUCCUGAACCUGCGCUACUUUGAGAUGUGCAUCCUCAUGGUCAUCGCCAUGAGCAGCAUUGCCCUGGCGGCUGAGGAUCCCGUGCAGCCCAACGCGCCUCGGAACAACGUGCUGCGAUAUUUUGACUACGUUUUCACAGGCGUCUUUACCUUUGAGAUGGUCAUCAAGGUGAGUGCCAGGGGAUUCUGCUCCCUCAAGAAUGGCCCCCUGGCGCAGGCGGGGGUUAGAAACGCCUGUGUGUUUGAGGAGCAGCGAGCACAUCUGGGGGGGUCUCUCGAAUGGCGCCCUGAACAGACUGAGGGCUUGGUUUGUCGUGAGGCCCAUGGCCGAUCUAAGGACUGCAGUGCCCGCUCCCGGGUCUUCCCGGGGAAUGAGGACGGUCACACGGUGUCCGAAGCCCCUGAGCUGCGGUGGGUGUACCCACAUCUACAGGGGGGUCUCGAAUGGCGCCCUGAACAGACUGAGGGCGUGGUUUGUCGUGAGGGCCAUGGCCGAUCUAAGGACUGCAGUGCCCGCUCUCGGGUCUCCCCGGGGAAUGAGGACGGUCACACGGUGUCCGAGGCUCCUGAGCUGCGGUGGGUGUACCGCAAGGGUCAGGAGGCGGAUUACGCUUCUGACUCUGGCCAGGACCCCCAACUCCAAAGCGCGGGACCUCGACGGCAUUCCGAGGCCUCCCGGCGCCAGCACCUCUGGAGAAAGGCUGUUUCUCCAGCUCUUGGCAGUGACCUUCGGUGGCAGACUCGCCUUUGGUCAUCGAUGACUGCCUGGCUGCCCUGCUACUUGGAAAUUUGGCUUCUUGGUGUCCUUGGGCAGUGCCAGGGGCCUGCCGAGUGCAGGGGGCCGCACGGGGGGCUCCCUGAUGGAAGGAUGGACAUCGGCCGGAGCCGCGGGCCUGAGGCUGCCCUCCGGUGCUCGGGCGGGGCAGGGGGUUCUCAGGUGUGUGUGCGUGUAUGUGCGUGUUCUGUGUUCUCUCUUCUGAGGCCGCUUACGAUCUGUCUCUCCCUCCGACGCCACCUCACCAGGAGCAGUACACGUGGCAACAGCAAAGGAAAGGACAUCAACACAAUCAAAUCCCUCCGCGUCCUCCGGGUGCUACGACCUCUUAAAACCAUCAAGCGGUUGCCAAAGCUCAAGGCCGUGUUUGACUGCGUGGUGAAUUCUCUCAAGAACGUCUUCAACAUCCUUAUCGUCUACAUGCUGUUCAUGUUCAUCUUUGCCGUGGUGGCCGUGCAGCUGUUCAAGGGCAAGUUCUUCCACUGCACCGAUGAGUCCAAGGAGUUCGAGAAAGACUGUCGUGGCAAGUACCUGCUGUAUGAGAAGAACGAGGUGAAGGCCCGGGACCGAGAGUGGAAGAAGUAUGAGUUCCAUUACGACAACGUGCUGUGGGCUCUGCUGACCCUCUUCACCGUGUCCACGGGAGAAGGCUGGCCACAGGUUCUCAAGCACUCCGUGGAUGCCACCUUCGAGAACCAGGGUCCCAGCCCCGGGUACCGCAUGGAGAUGUCCAUCUUCUACGUCGUCUACUUUGUCGUGUUCCCCUUCUUCUUCGUCAAUAUCUUUGUGGCCUUGAUCAUCAUCACCUUUCAGGAGCAGGGAGACAAGAUGAUGGAGGAAUACAGCCUGGAGAAAAAUGAGAGGGCCUGCAUCGACUUCGCCAUCAGCGCCAAGCCGCUCACCCGGCACAUGCCCCAGAACAAGCAGAGCUUCCAGUACCGCAUGUGGCAGUUCGUGGUGUCGCCGCCUUUCGAGUACACCAUCAUGGCCAUGAUCGCCCUCAACACCAUCGUGCUCAUGAUGAAGUUCUACGGGGCCUCGACUGCUUAUGAAAAUGCUCUGAGGGUAUUCAACAUCGUCUUCACCUCCCUCUUUUCUCUGGAGUGUCUGCUCAAAGUCAUGGCUUUUGGGAUUCUGAAUUAUUUCCGCGAUGCCUGGAACAUCUUCGAUUUUGUGACUGUUCUGGGCAGCAUCACCGACAUCCUCGUGACUGAGUUUGGGAAUCCGAAUAACUUCAUCAACCUGAGCUUCCUCCGCCUCUUCCGAGCAGCGCGGCUCAUCAAACUCCUCCGGCAGGGUUACACCAUCCGCAUCCUUCUCUGGACCUUCGUGCAGUCGUUCAAGGCCCUGCCUUAUGUCUGUCUGCUGAUUGCCAUGCUUUUCUUCAUCUAUGCCAUCAUCGGGAUGCAGGUGUUUGGCAACAUUGGCAUCGACGUGGAGGAAGAGGACAGCGAUGAGGACGACUUCCAGAUCACGGAGCACAACAACUUCCGGACCUUCUUCCAGGCCCUGAUGCUUCUCUUCCGGAGUGCCACCGGGGAGGCUUGGCACAACAUCAUGCUCUCCUGCCUCAGCGGGAAGCCGUGUGAUAAAAACUCCGGCAUCCUGACUCCCGAGUGUGGCAAUGAAUUUGCUUAUUUUUACUUCGUUUCCUUCAUCUUCCUCUGCUCCUUUCUGAUGCUGAACCUCUUUGUUGCUGUCAUCAUGGACAACUUUGAGUACCUCACUCGGGAUUCCUCCAUCCUGGGUCCUCACCACCUGGAUGAGUACGUGCGUGUCUGGGCUGAGUACGACCCCGCAGCGUGCGGUCGGAUUCAUUAUAAGGAUAUGUACAGUUUAUUGCGCGUAAUAUCUCCCCCUCUCGGCUUAGGCAAGAAAUGUCCUCAUAGGGUUGCUUGCAAGCGGCUCCUGCGAAUGGAUCUGCCUGUCGCCGAUGACAACACCGUCCACUUCAAUUCUACCCUCAUGGCUCUGAUCCGUACAGCCCUGGACAUCAAGAUUGCCAAGGGAGGGGCCGACAAACAGCAGAUGGACGCCGAGCUACGGAAAGAGAUGAUGGCCAUCUGGCCCAACCUGUCCCAGAAAACACUGGACCUGCUGGUUACGCCUCAUAAGUCCACGGACCUGACAGUGGGGAAGAUCUACGCGGCCAUGAUGAUCAUGGAGUACUACCGGCAGAGCAAAGCUAAGAAGCUGCAGGCCAUGCGUGAGGAGCAGAACCGGACACCUCUCAUGUUCCAGCGCAUGGAGCCCCCGUCACCAACGCAGGAGGGGCAGAACGCCCUCCCCUCCACCCAGCUGGACCCCGGAGGAGGCCUGAUGGCUCAUGAAAGUGGCAUCAAGGAGAGCCCUUCCUGGGUGACCCAGCGAGCCCAGGAGAUGUUCCAGAAGACGGGCACCUGGAGCCCGGAGCGAGGGCCCCCUACUGACAUGCCCAACAGCCAGCCCAACUCUCAGUCUGUGGAGAUGCGAGAGAUGGGCCGAGAUGGCUACUCAGACAGUGAGCGCUACCUCCCCACGGAAGGCCAGGCCCGGGCGGCCUCCAUGCCCCGCCUCCCAGCAGAGAACCAGAGGAGAAGGGGCCGGCCACGUGGGAAUAACCUCAGUACCAUCUCAGACUCCAGCCCCAUGAAGCGCUCGGCCUCCGUGCUGGGCCCCAAGGCCCGGCGCCUGGACGACUACUCCCUGGAGAGGGUGCCGCCAGAACAGCUCCGUGACCGUGACCGUGGCCACCGGGCCUCCGAGCGCUCCUUGGGCCGCUACACGGAUGUGGACACAGGCUUGGGGACAGACCUGAGCAUGACCACCCAGUCGGGGGACCUGCCGUCAAAGGAGCGGGACCAGGAGCGGGGCAGGCCCAAGGACCGGAAGCACCGGCAGCACCAUCACCACCACCACCACCACCACCCCCCGCCCCCCGACAAGGAGCGCUAUGCCCAGGAGCGGCCUGACCACCGGGCCCGAGCCCGGGGCCAGGGCUGGUCCCGGUCACCUAGUGAGGGCCCCGAGCACAUGGCACACCGGCAGGGCAGUGCCUCCAGCCGCCUGCCCUGCCAGGCCCAGGCUCAGAUGUGCCGGCUUUCUGUAAAUCUGAACUGCAGCUCCCACUCAGCCAGCCCGGCUGCCCGCUCAGGCGCCCACCUCCUGCCUCCGUCCACCCACUCUCCCCGCACUCCUUUCACCCGCCAGCGCCAGCACUUUCUGCUGCUCCUUCAAGUGUACACGGAGCAGCUGUUCCAGGCCCAGGUCCAGGAGCUGGGGAUGCCCGGCGCCGGCACCGUUCACAUCCUCGUGGGCUCCGUCAGAUGGAGGAGACAGCACGGUCUCAUGCCCGCCUGA